AUGGCCGUCGCAUCCAUUCAAGACCGCACCGCCGAGUUUAAGUCGGUCCUGGCGCAGGCUCAGCGUCGCCACAACCCCCCAAAGGUCGGAUCACAGAGGAGGUCGCUGUUGAGCGAUCCUCAAAAAGCCGCCGCAGAUGGCGACGCAACCCCUCGGCGGUCCGACUUUGCCCGGAAAGCCGCCGAGAUUGGACGCGGCAUCUCGGCGACCAUGGGCAAGCUCGAAAAGUUGGCGCAACUCGCCAAGCGUCGUACACUGUUCGACGACCGGCCAGUCGAGAUCAACGAGCUCACCUUUGUCAUCAAGCAAGACCUCUCCUCGCUGAACCAGCAAAUCGGAGCGCUCCAGACCGUAUCGAAGCAGCAGCACCCCAAGGCUGACCAGGAGGGCGAGCACAACAAAAAUGUCGUCUAUCUGUUACAAGGAAAGUUGACGGAUGUCUCGGUCAACUUCAAGGACGUGCUCGAGGCCCGGACCAAGAACAUCCAGGCGUCUAGGUCGAGGACGGAAAAUUUCAUCUCGUCCGUGUCACAGCAUGCUCAGCCGUCGCUGCCACAGUCGGCCUCACCCCUCUACGGCACGCCUAACCGAGCGUCCCCCGCCCCCGGCGCCGACACCCUUUCACUCAACCCCGUGGGCGACCAGCAGCUGAUGAUGAUGGAGGAGGCGCAGCCGACCAACACCUACAUCCAACAGAGAGGCGAGGCCAUCGAAGCCAUCGAAAAGACCAUCAGCGAACUGGGCAGCAUCUUUGGACAGCUGGCGACCAUGGUCUCGGAACAGAGCGACAUGAUACAGCGUAUCGACGCCAACACGGAAGACGUCGUGGACAAUGUCGAGGGCGCCCAGCGGGAGCUGAUGAAGUACUGGUCGCGCGUCUCGAGCAACAGGUGGUUAAUAGCCAAGAUGUUUGGCGUGCUGAUGAUAUUCUUCCUGCUCUGGGUCCUCGUCUCGGGCUAG
This is a messenger RNA of Hirsutella rhossiliensis, 960 nucleotides long. Its product is annotated as SNARE domain-containing protein. Gene Ontology annotation, cellular component: SNARE complex; Golgi membrane; endomembrane system. Gene Ontology annotation, biological process: vesicle fusion; intracellular protein transport; endoplasmic reticulum to Golgi vesicle-mediated transport. Gene Ontology annotation, molecular function: SNAP receptor activity; SNARE binding. The record is from RefSeq and is a predicted model, not a curated record. Bases 1 to 960 code for a protein of 319 amino acids. NCBI's taxonomy places the organism in Eukaryota, Fungi, Ascomycota, Sordariomycetes, Hypocreales, Ophiocordycipitaceae. The transcript has 3 exons.